GGUUUGUUCCCAUCUCUCUGCAGCAUUUUCACAAACACUUGGGGAGUGAUCGUUGCAUUGGUAAUCUUCCUCCAUGAUUAUGGCUGCUUGGAUUGCCAAUUCUUCUAAAGCCCUAAUCUCGAACGAGUACAAUGCUAAUCAUUCUCGCUUUCUUCAGUUUUUUAACCUGAACGAACUCGCAAAUUAUCUAUGCAGAAAUAGUUUUGUGGAGUCGUGGUCAUGGUCGCAAAUCCGGUUGAUGACAACCAGUAAACGCGUUCAGGAUAGAAGCCGCUUUAAGAGAGUGCAGGAUCUUGAAAUGGCGACGGAGAAGUGGAAGGUAGCUCACAAGGUACUUUUCUUGAUUGAAACUCUCAAGGAAGAGCCUGAGAUGAUAAUUCCCGUUAGGGAUUUAGAGCGAUAUCGUAGAAAAAUUAAUCUCCCGAAACCACAUAGGAUCUCAGAAUUCAUUCGAAAGUCGCCUGAACUGUUUGAAUUAUACAAGGAUCAGAGGGGUGUGUUGUGGUGUGGAUUGACUAAACAAGCCGAAGAUUUGGUGGAAGAGGAGAAUAAGAUAAUUGAACAACACGCUGACAAAGUUGCCGAGUAUGUUACCAGGUUUUUGAUGAUGUCAGUGAAUAAGCGGCUUCCGGUGAACAAAAUUGCUCAUUUCAGAAGAGAUUUUGGGCUUCCACUCGAUUUUCGAGCAAAAUGGGUGGAAAAUUACCCUGAACUAUUUAGGGUGGUGAAGUCUGAGGAUGAAUGUGAAUAUUUGGAGCUUGUUUCUUGGAAUCCUGCUUGGGCUGUGACGGAGUUGGAGAAGAAGUUCAUGGAUGUGACUGAGAGCACUGCUACUCAUACCCCAGGUUUGCUUUCACUUCCUUUUCCCAUGAGAUUUCCUUCCAAUUACAAGAAGAUGUAUAGAUAUAGAGGGAAAAUUGAUCACUUUCAAAAGAGGUCUUAUUUGUCUCCAUAUGCCGAUGCAAGUGGGCUAAAAGCUGGUUCACUUGAAUUUGAUAAAAGGGCUAUUGCUGUUAUGCACGAGUUGCUUAGCUUUACCAUGGAGAAGAGACUCGUUACUGAUCACCUUACCCACUUUAGGCAGGAACUUGUGAUGCCUCAAAAGCUAAUGAGACUUCUUUUGAAGCAUGUUGGGAUAUUUUAUGUUUCAGAGAGGGGUAAAAGAUUUAGUGUUUUCUUGACAGAAGCUUAUGAAGGCCCGGAGUUGAUUGAUAAAUGCCCUUUGGUUCUUUGGAAGGAGAAGGUAUUGAGCCACGUUGGUUAUAGAAGAAAGAAAAAGAAGAUCGAAACUUUUAGUGACAUGUCUGAAAUGGAGGAGGAUAACAAUUUGGUUUUGGCUAAGGAUGACUCUGAGCAGGAUAUGGAGGAUACUGGUUGUUCAGAAGAGACAUUAGAUGCAAAUACAGUUGACAUGGAAACUAGGGAUCUCCUUUUUGAGUAAAAGGAAUCUGAAUCUUCAUGAGCAUCAAUUUAAUUUGAUUUUUUUCAUAGAUUUCUGGAGGAAAGAAACCAACGGUUUUGUUCAAUGGAGCAUAGUGUGAUCCUGAUCUCCUAUUUAGGAGCAAUAUGUGUAUCUUAUCGUAUGUACGCAGUAUGUAACAGUUAAUUUCUGCUCUAUCAAUGUUCCUCUUGGCCCUACAGCUGAAGGAGUUUCAUUUGAUCAGAAAAAUGAAACAAGCAUUUCUCUGGUUGAAUCUUACUGAUGCAUGAGACCUGGCAAUGAUUUCUGGCAGGUAUGUAUGGGUCGUUUGAUCCUCACUCGUCAAAUUGCUUGCAGCAUCAUUUAGUGCACAGAGGAUGGAGCUGCGUGAGAUAUCUUUGAAAGCCUCUUACGUGGGUGUUGAUGCAUAUCUGUUUCCUGUUUGUUGUUGGAUCUGCCACAUGAAUGUCGUGACAUUCAGGUCGAGAAAUUCAACCGUUGGUGCUUGUUGCAAGAGCUUUUGUACUCAAUACUAUGCUUGUGCCUACUCCUCAAAACCAUAAAUCUAAAGAUGUGGCCAUCCACAGCAAGUCAGAGCACAAAAUCAACAAAACCUUCGAAAAAUCUACCAUUCUCGGGACAUGCUUGUAAGUUUUCUACAGAAACCGUGCAGUACUGUAGAUGGUUGCAAGUUUCCAGACUAUUUACUUUCUCAAAACAACCCGAAAGGUUCGUGGUCCUACAUCUUUUUAUAUAUGCCGAUUAUUUACUAUACAAAAUGAGAAAACAGAUUCAUUCAAGUUGUUUGCCAUAUAUCUGUUAAGCUAAUUCCUGGAUGAUCAUCCAGUACUUGGAAAAAGUAGGAAAGUAUGCAUGUAUGGUGUGAAGAUUUCCUAUAUUACUGUAGUCUUCAUUUUUUCAUCAUCAUCCCGGAAUGAUGCCAAAAAAAUUACAGUGUGAAGUGGGAACAUAGUUAGGGGAGUAGGCAGUUCAGUUUGGCUCGGUUUGAGUGUAAAACGAACCGAACUGCCAAUAAUAUUGUGAAAAGCAGAGGAUUGAAUCGGGCUGCCAAGUAAACUUAAUCAAAUCAAUUGAUGUGAUUAGCUGACGAUUUAGUCGAACUGAUCUUGUGGUUCUUCAAUUAAUUAAAUCAUGAAUGAGUUUGGUUAGAUCAAGGUGGGGCAGUCAUCAUUGGGUAAAAGUGGCUCAAAUGGGUUAUUAUUGGGUUGGGUUGUGUGUAAUUAUAGGUAAUAAUCAGAAUGCAAAAGUCUAUGUAACGGUUUAAGUCGGCUUCGGUUUAUUUCUUAACAAACCUAGUUGAUUCUAACCCGAAUCGACAAUUAUUUUGGUUGGUUU
This is a messenger RNA of Cucumis melo (muskmelon), 2776 nucleotides long. Its product is annotated as protein WHAT'S THIS FACTOR 1 homolog, chloroplastic. Lineage: Eukaryota; Viridiplantae; Streptophyta; Magnoliopsida; Cucurbitales; Cucurbitaceae. Gene Ontology annotation, molecular function: RNA binding. The record is from RefSeq and is a predicted model, not a curated record. The coding region runs from base 74 to 1441 and encodes 455 amino acids. The transcript has 3 exons.